CUGUAGCAUCAGUGCCGUCAUCUACAAAUGAAAUACUAAGUAAACCAUACAGAUACAUAUCUAACCGUCAGGUAUUUACAAACAAACGAACUUACUAGUUCAGACCGUAUGAUAAUAAUUUAUGUCACCUAUCUAUACUCGGACUUCAAAACGUUUUAUCAAACAUGUACAUACUUGUUUAUACAUUUUCAGGCGUAUCAUGGCUACAGCGCUAGUGGUAACUUUUAUUCCUUCUGCCGUUCUCAUAUACGUUACGAUGGAGACGGGUGUUAUAGAUGAAAUUCCAAAGAUGGCAUCUGCCUCUGGAGUAUCAUAUACAACAGAUGGACUAAUUCUACAGAGCAGUAUGCUAAAACCACGGCAGGUUAAUAUACAUUUCUAUAGCUUUCCUAGAUGGUUUAACAUUACUAACGCGUUCAGAGGAUGUCCUAGUAAUUGUUCAUUGUCUACUGGAACUAAACAUUACCAUGAAAGAGAUGUGGUGAUAUUUUUUGGUCCAGGUCUGCGUAAAAAUCCUGUGCCGAAGAGACGAGGGCAAAUCUGGGUCCUCUAUGGAAAGGAGGCGCCGCCAAACCACAAACAUAUAAGGAAAUGGAAAGGACUGUUUAACUGGACGAUGACGUAUCGUAGGGAUUCAGAUUUUCAACAUUUGCACGGAGAUUUUCAGAAAUGUCCGCAUCCGUCAGCGCGACUACCGAACAUAACCUUGAAGUUCACCACAGCAUAUCAAUCCAUAAAUGCUUCAAAUUCAGUGAAAACCUUGCCUUCUACAGCUUGGUUUGUCUCCCAUUGUAAGACACAAAGCAAACGUCGAGAGUAUGUGGGAAUACUCCGAAACACACAGCCCGUGGACAUCUUUGGAGCUUGUGGUUCCAAAGCUAACAAGUGCACCAAGGGAAAGGACAAUGAGUGUCUUAUGCCAUACAAGUUUUAUUUGUCAUUUGAAAACUCCUUAUGUCGGGAUUACAUCACGGAAAAGGCUUUGAGCAUGUAUAUCAAGACACAAGACACUAUACCUAUUACACGUGGCAAUGGCGGUUUAAACUCGUUAUACUUACCGCCGGGAUCUUUUAUAGAUACCAUUGAUUAUCUCGGUCCUGACAAAUUAGGACAAUUCCUUAAUUACCUUAGUAAAAAUGAAACAUUAUUUUUGCGGUAUUUUGAAUGGAGAAGACAUUAUAAAGCGAGCCUUGAUAUUUUCCAAUCGUUCUGUGAACUCUGUAAGCGAAUGCACAAGCCAGGUGUAAAUACACGUUAUCGGAGGGUGUAUAAGGAUAUCCAUGGGUGGUUGUUCGGAUCGCGUGAUGUCAAAAUCUGUACAAAUCCAACAGAUCUACUCAAGUAACUUCCAAAGGUCUAGUUAUAUCAAAGUAAACCUAUUUUACCGAUAACUUUGAAACAACAUAUUCACUUUCUUUAUCAACUUUUGUUUGUCCGGAUAGA
Messenger RNA from Pecten maximus, 1443 nucleotides. RefSeq names its product alpha-(1,3)-fucosyltransferase C-like. Gene Ontology annotation, molecular function: alpha-(1->3)-fucosyltransferase activity. The record is from RefSeq and is a predicted model, not a curated record. Gene Ontology annotation, cellular component: membrane. Bases 122 to 1345 code for a protein of 407 amino acids. The transcript has a single exon. NCBI's taxonomy places the organism in Eukaryota, Metazoa, Mollusca, Bivalvia, Pectinida, Pectinidae.